Molecule: messenger RNA, 956 nt
Organism: Emys orbicularis (European pond turtle)
Lineage: Eukaryota; Metazoa; Chordata; Testudines; Emydidae
Gene: XPA
Product: XPA, DNA damage recognition and repair factor
Exons: 7
Coding region: 82-873 (263 amino acids)
Biological process (GO): nucleotide-excision repair, DNA damage recognition; nucleotide-excision repair involved in interstrand cross-link repair; base-excision repair
Cellular component (GO): nucleotide-excision repair factor 1 complex
Molecular function (GO): damaged DNA binding
Source: RefSeq, a predicted model, not a curated record
GCUUUGGGGACGGUGCUGUUGGCGGCCGCGGCCUGAGCCCGGGGGGUGCGCGCUCCCUGCCCCCCCGCCAGGUCACUGGCCAUGGAGGGCACAGGGCCUGCUGGGGAGACGCCUCCCCUCUCUGCGGCAAUGCGGGCAAAGAUCGAGCGGAAUCGCCAGCGGGCGCUGAUGCUGCGACAGGCCCGGUUGGCCACCCGGCCCUACCCUGCCGCCCCCAGUGAAGGAAGUGCUAAAGUUAAAGCACCUCCAAAGAUAAUUGACACAGGGGGAGGGUUCUUUUUGGAAGAGGAGGAAGAGGAGGAACACAAAGUUGAGAAAAUUGUCCAUCAGCCAGGACCUGUACUAGAAUUUGAUUACCUUAUUUGUGAAGAAUGUGGCAAACAAUUCAUGGACUCAUAUCUCAUGCAGCACUUUGAUUGGGCAACAUGCGAUAAUUGCAGAGAUGUUGAAGGUAAGCAUAAGCUUAUAACAAGGACUGAGGCAAAGCAAGAGUACCUUCUUAAAGACUGUGACUUAGAUAAGAGAGAACCGGUGCUCAAAUUUAUUUUGAAGAAAAACCCUCAUAAUUCACAGUGGGGUGACAUGAAGCUUUAUUUAAAAUUACAGGUAAUAAAACGUUCGCUUGAAGUUUGGGGUAGUGAAGAAGCGUUUCAAGAAGCAAGAGAAACCCGCCAAGAUAAUAGAGAAAAGAUGAAACAGAAAAAGUUUGAUAAAAAAGUUAAAGAGCUCCGUCGAGCUGUUAGGAGCAGUGUGUGGAAAAGAGGAACAAGUUCCCACGAGCAUGAGUACGGACCCGAAGAAAACAUUGAAGAAGAUACAUACAAAAAGACAUGUACUAUAUGUGGCCAUGAAUUAACAUAUGAGAAAAUGUAAUAGCCCUUGAUUGAUUUUACAUAAAAUGCACCUUUUGUAAUGUUAAUAUUUUGUAUCAAGUAAAAUAAAAAUGAUUGAGAGUA